AUGGAUCAGGCCUGGUUAGAUUCUCUCUCCGAAGAUUGGGUAUCUCAACCUCGAUCCGAAUCUCCAGAGCCAGAACUUCCAUCUCUCACAAAUGGCACAUCGGAUUCUUCAACCCCUCACCCAACUGCCCUGGCUAGUCGCAUACCGAAGUUCAAUUCGGAUACGAAGUCUUGGUCGAAUCUGCCGGACAGUAACCCAUUGAGUGAGAGGAGUCAGAACGAGACCAAUAUUCCCUUGUCCCAACGAACCCAUCAGCCAUCGAAACUACGAAGUGAAGUACCACAAAGCCCGAGGGGUAGAAAAUUCCCUCGACCGUUGUCAGCAGCUUCCAGCACACACACAACAGAAUAUAAUACAAUUCAACAUAACAAAUCCCUCAGCGCAUCGCCCAAGAAGAGCUCAAAAGAUACCCCGGAAUGGAAGAGAAGACUUCUCCAAGGAGACGUUGGAUAUAAUGAACAGCGCGAUCUAUUCAGCGCAGCGGGCCUCGAGACGAUAUUUCAACCACCUCCUACCGAGAGUUCAAUCAAAAAGCCACCCACCUUUGGAGAGAGUAGUAUUAUGCCAUCCAGUCCUCCACUGUAUCGCACAAGAUUAGCGCCUCCGCAAUUUGAUGAUAGCGAGUCAUCAUUUGAAGAUUCUGUCCAAGAAGAAGAAAAUGACCUACCACGAGGCGCGAAAUAUGGGAUGACUGAAGAUUUUGGUAGUGAUUUUUCUACCAAUGACUUGAGUCGAGGAAGCGAUUUCAGAUUUAGCGCAGUAAAUACUUUGAGUCCCGCUAAAGAACACACGCUUGCCUCGGAUUCGAUAUCAAAUGCGGACGACCUCCGGAUCAGAAAAGAAUACCUCGACGUAGGACGAACCCUUAGCGGGCAAAGCGAUACGCGCAACGAAUUCCUCUCACCAAUAUAUUUAUUAAAACAGAGUACGAUAGGCGUUCAAGUCGGUGUUUCGCCAACGGAAAUAUUGCCUGCCGAACUUCAAGAACGCCUGGAAAAACUUCGUACUGAUGAUUCAAAUAUUGAUGAAACCCAAGACCUCCAGAAUAUCUCGCGACCUAUAACUGGUGAUGUUACAACAGAUACGGACGAUUUCAGGCGCAACGGACAAUUCGUCAAUGUUCGAAGAGGUGGCCGUUCUGAAGAAGGUUCUUUCCAAAAGCGAAUGCUAAGUCCUUCUUCCCUGCCGCCAAUCGAUGAAUCGGCAUUUUCAAUUGAUAAUUCCCCGCACGACAGCUCUGAGAAGCAGCUCCCCAAAAUAAGAAAGACACGAGCCUCCAACGAACUCCUAGAGUCGCCUGUGAAUCUAAGAUCCCCUCCAAUUCCGCCAACACCUCAUUCCAGUCCAGUUAAAUUCGCUGUUAAAAGCAAUCCCGGCAGCCCAUUGAAGCUUUUCGGCACUCACGAUACGUUUACAAGUCAAAAACUUCUCCGUAGACUUAGUCAAUACGAGGAUCACGAAAGUGACCCUGAACCAGAUGUGCCACCGAAUACUGCUCAUGAAUCCACGCACCACCAGAUGAAUAAUGCAGAUAACAGCCGGCCCACGUCGGAGAACAGUCAUUUCACAAAAGAGCGUAAGUCAAGGAGGUUUAGUAGUUUUGGUGUCGGCGACUUGGAUAGUUUUCAAUUCAGCGAGGAUGUUUCUUUUGAAUCGAACGGGUCCAUUUUACACAACGACGAUGUAGAAAAUCUGGCUCUCCCUGUCUUAGAUCCAAAGUCACAAACUAGGUUUCAUUUUCGACUUGAUUCUUCACCAAACGUCAAGGAAGGAGAUGACAGGCAAUGUAGUGGUAAUUACAGAACAACUAGCAAUAACAGCAGCAAACGCAAGUUGAUUGUCAGAAAAAGAUCUAGCACUAGCUCUUCUGCAGCGUCUAAUGUCUUGCCCUCUUCUCAGAUGAUCGAGAACCUCAAGACACCCAGGAGGUCGAAUGGCGAAGCGGAAGGGAAACGGCUACUCAGAUCUCCCUUGAAAGAUCCCACGCCAAAAAGACGCCGAACUUUGCACAGAGCGGAUAUUUCACUUCCACUACAACCUGAAGAGCCGUUAGUCUCAAUCAUUGGCCCUUCGCGUCCUUCGACACAGCCAGCUAUGGGCAAGACGCGACAAGACAACGAACAGACCUUUAAAACUGCCAAUCCGAAGAUACUUGCAAUGCGACAACUGCUUCGCCCUCGAACACCCACGCCGAGUCAGCGUAAUCGUCAGCAACGCGAGGAAGCACCUCUUGUUGAGUCAGAUCUCACCUCGGACGAACGUGCAAGAUUAUCGCAAGAGCAUAAAAUUGCUAUGAUCCAAGCUGAGCUUGAUUUGGCCAACUCUGACAUGCCUCUUGGUGCUAGUCAGCAAUCGCAGGAUAGUCGGAAGCCCUCUGUUACCACUCAAGACUUUUUGGACGAAGCGAAGAAGAUUAUGGCAGGCAUUCGAGGUAAGGCAAGGCCUCGCAGUGGUCUUACCAGUCUCGAAGAGUCCGAGUCCGAAACCGAUCGUGUACUUCCAGCGAAUACGACAGCAGAUGAUGAGUUGGAGGAUUCCUACCAGGAGUCAACUCAGGAACUGUUUGAAAGACCACCGAGUCGCGAAGGUGCUCCAGUGUCGAGAGCACCGCUCACGCAAGAUCCGGAGCUUCUGGAUCAUUUACGUAAAUAUGAGGAGAAGAGUGAGAUGGAUGGUAUUAUUGCUUCAUCUAUAAAGUCCAUGGCUGUGGCAAAAGAGGGCAUGAAAAAUGCGAAGGAAAUCGAUAGAAUAGCAGACGAAACAAUCUCGAGAUCGUUCGGUCACUUCUUAGACCCUAUCGAUAUAAUCCAGAGCGAGCCGCCAAAUAUUCGCAUAUCAAACAAUCCGGACAUUCAGCGAAAGCGCAAACAUUCUGGCUCUUCGCGACAAUUGGACGAAGAAUAUGAGGAUCCAGAUUUCUUCACACAGGGCUCGAACAAUUCAAUACCCACGACAUCAUCCAGAGGUUCGGAUUCACGGCGUGUGAUUGCUCCGCAUACAGUAUCUCAUCUGAUCCCAGAGCAACUUGCUGGCAUGGUUUUUGAUCGAGAACGGAACAUUUGGGUUAAGCGAAGAAACGUCAGAGGUGAAAACGAUGGACAGGAAUCCCCAAAUUCUGAAGGGACAGAAGAGGACCCCUUUGAAGACAUACCUGAUUUGUCAUUUGAUGAGACGCAAGAGCUCGUGCGGUUAAGAGCUGUGGCCGCCAAGCAGAGAGAAGACGCACGAUUACGAUUGGCCGAAUAUCUCGUUGACGAAGGACAGCAAAGGCCUCAAAACAAUACGUACAUGAGCGUUCCGCCCGUCGAUAACAGACCCCAGUCAGCACCUUCAGAGCCUUUUCAACCUCCCUUAGAUAAUUAUGUGCCCGAUAUCAAAAUUCGCUCAGCCUCCGCGGGCGAGGAUAGUGCCCUACGACUGAAGAAGACUCGGAAUAGACAUGUGAACCAGACUAUUUAUGGAAGUCAUAGUUCAGCAGGGAGUAUGGUCCCCGAAGAGAGCAGGAAAUUAGUCAGUGAAGAAGUUUUCAACGAAGCAGAUGGAAACCCGAGUACCACAACUCCGAAACGCCAACGAAAUGUUACAAUCACUUUCUCAUCUCCUAUCGCGGAGCUUAUCGAACCUCCUACUUAUAAUGACGACAAUUCCACGAAAGAGGGAGCUUGCCAAUCUGACUACGACAGUGUCAACUCGGAUAGUGAUGACGGUGGAAGUAUUCGGGUCAGAAAAGGGAAAUCCAAGCAAGAAACCCGAUUACGUGGAGGAUAUCGAAACACUUCCCGCAGGCUAUCCGUGGGAGGACAGCAAUUCAUGCCACGUCCAGUAUCACGUAUCGAUGAACAAGAUGAGGACUCUCUCGAUCGAGGAAAUGGUGGUGUGAAUAAACCCAAGGAGCCCACGCAUUCCGCUCCGCCAAGAAGAGUGGAUAGUGUAGUACUUGCUACACCACGGCCCGUCCAUGAAAUUGGGACCCUUGAGCUUACUCCACUUUCAGAAUUCACGAUGCAUCAAGCUGACGAAUCUUUUGGACUGGAAGUGAGCUAUGUGGCGAAGGGACAAAAGCAUGUACCAGGAGUUUUUACAAAGAAAACACUUUCCCAUUCGAUCAAAGAAAUGGUCAAAAAGUUGACUGAAAUCGAACCUUAUGAGCCAUUCUGGGAGGAUAUGAAAAGUGCUGAUUUGCACAGGAAGAAACUGACAAAUCUACACAAACUCGACGAAUUUUGUGGGCACCUGGAGGAACUGAGGGUAUCCAAAAACGAGAUUAGUCAAUUAAAUGGUGUUCCUUCAACACUUCGCACCCUCAUUAUUAGCCACAACCGCCUAUCCGAUCUCACGUCCUGGGGCCAUCUAUUGAAUCUCCAGCAAAUUGAUGUUUCCAACAACGAGAUUGAGAGCCUUUCCUGCUUCAAAAACUUAAUACAUCUAAGAAGUUUACGAGCAGACAAUAAUCACAUAACAUCGCUUCGUGGUAUUGGAACUCUGAAUGGCUUAAUUACACUUCGGCUUCGAGGCAACCCAAUUGAGACGCUGAAUUUUGAAGGAACAAGUCUCAAACACUUAGAAAGCUUAGACCUUAGAGACUGUCAAAUCUCGGAAGUGAAGAAUCUCGGUCAAUUGGCGAAAUUGUCCAGCCUUGACUUGGAAAAUAACAACUUGAUCAAUUUCAUAUCACCAGAAGACACAUGCUCGGCUAGAGAAAUCAGGUUGAGCUUCAAUAACCUUGAGUAUUUUGAUGCAAGUCUCACACCCGAGAUUCGCAUUCUCUAUCUGGAUGCCAAUCGCAUAAAAACUAUCACUGGUCUCCUCCAUAAAAGAAAGCUUCAUAGUCUCUCGGUACGGGAACAGCAACCUGGCACGAUCCUGGACAAAUCAUUUCUCCAAGAUGCUUUCGAAGUGAGAAAGCUGUUCCUUUCUGGUAAUUAUUUAGGUACCUUCGAUCCAGGAGUCGAGUACCUCAAUCUACAAUACCUUGAGCUUGCGAACUGUGGCAUCACUUCGUUACCAGAUGAUUUUGGUCUUAUGGUAUCAAAUGUACGGGUUCUAAAUCUCAACUUCAACGGGUUGCAAGAAUUCCAAUGUCUUCUCGGUAUCGUUCGUCUUAAGAAAUUACUCCUUGCUGGAAAUCGAUUGUCUAAAGUAGAAAGACUUACUAGAACUUUGAGAGCAUUUCCAUAUCUGUCUACUGUUGAUAUGAGGAACAACCAUGUUAGUCAUAACUUCUACCCAAUAGCAUUAGAAAGAUGCUUGGUCAAGGAGGGUGGGCUUGAGAAGAAUGAACUAGACGUUAUUGAUCCAUAUUCGCUUGGCGAUGCAGAUCCAGCACGAGAUGCGCAUUAUAUCUCGUGCUCAGAUAUGGGAACAAAAUCUAUGCGACGCGUGUACGAGAUGCUGGUCUUCGGCAGAAAGGGCAAUAAUCCCGAACUUCAGAAGUUGGACGGGCUCCCGGUCAAUAGGGAGGUCUCAAAGAUUAGAGAUGAUGUUUGGGAUAAGCUUCUGGAGAUGGGCUACAUAAAGCCUUCCGGAAAGUCUUAUGAAAAGACAAGUAAUUGUCAAACUGAUAAGAAAACGGAAGAGAAUCUGGAAGAGGAAGGCGGAUCUCAUCAUGACGCCUCUAUCAAUGUUUUAGCAGAAAAAAAAAUGGCAAGGAAUUUGGAGGAAUUGCAUCAACAUCAAUAUAAUGGCAAUAAAGCUCAGGAGAAAGCCAAAGGCCCACAAAAUGUAAAAUCUGCCGAGAAGAACGCGGAGAAGGUCGAAUGGAAGGGCGAGAGACCACAUACAGAUAAGGCUGGUGUCAAGAACGCGGAGUCAAAAGUCGAUACCAAACCAGCAGUUCAAGCGAUGGCUGAGGAAGUUUCAACGGACAAAGCUGCUUUGCAGGCAAAAACCGGGAUUCCAUCUCAAAGUCGUGGUCAAGCGUCCAACAUCUCGAAAUCCACGGUUAAUUUUUCGCUGGAUUUACACCAUCGGGAAAAUGUAAAUGUUCCAAGGUCCGAAAUUGACUCUUCGCCAGGACCAUCCACAAUUAGGUUUAUAACAACACGCGACGUUGAGAAAGUUCUCGCUGAUAGUAAAGCUUAUGUUGCGAAGCAUGGAGACUUGAUGAAACGUAUGGACGAGGAGGCUCCAGGAAAAGCGCCCACGCAGUCGGAACCAAAGCGCAUGGAGACUAAUAAUAUGAUGGGAUUCCCCCCUCCAGUAAUCCGACACAAGGAAUUACGAGUUGCUAGUCAGAUGGUGCCUCAGCAACAACCCCAACAAAACGUCGCAGCUGCUAGCCUCCCAACGGUGGCUCAGCUCAAGCAGGAGCUUGAAGAAAUGCUGCAAUCAUUCGAGCGCGAGUCGAAGUCUAAAGGGUCCAGAUCUUUGCACCGAGACCGAGAUGAGCAAGGACCUUCUCUUCGUCAGAGCAACCUAAGCAAGCCAGUCACUAAGAGGGGCUUCAAGAAGGUCGAAUUCGCCGAAGGUAGUAAGGAUGCAAAGGAUGCAAAGGAGACCAAAGAGCCGCGCUGGUCAGCUGAGGACAGCUUUGCCUGA
Molecule: messenger RNA, 6537 nt
Organism: Sclerotinia borealis F-4128
Lineage: Eukaryota; Fungi; Ascomycota; Leotiomycetes; Helotiales; Sclerotiniaceae
Source: the annotation of a GenBank genome assembly